Molecule: messenger RNA, 1876 nt
Organism: Gaeumannomyces tritici R3-111a-1
Lineage: Eukaryota; Fungi; Ascomycota; Sordariomycetes; Magnaporthales; Magnaporthaceae
Exons: 1
Coding region: 338-1720 (460 amino acids)
Biological process (GO): secondary metabolite biosynthetic process
Molecular function (GO): monooxygenase activity; FAD binding
Source: RefSeq, a predicted model, not a curated record
CUGUGGCUUGCUUGGUGGGGGUGGCACGGCCUCGGCAGUUGACAGAUGGCGGCGGGAAAUCUGGCAGCAGAAAUGCCCCGAUCGGAAGAACAUCGCCGCUGGGUUGCGUUCCUCCCAGCGCGGCCGCCAAGGCUCCUUUUCGCUGACGGGGAGGGAUGGAUCAGGAUCUUGUUGACUCGGCAGCAGUGGCCGGAUUCUCGCCUCACCCUAACUUGCCUAUCUCGCCAUAUUCUUGGAACCCGUCGUGACCGUACAGAGAUCAGACCAGGCCGUCGGCCACAGCAACCCCGUCGGCAGAUAGACCGAGGGACAUAACAGGGCCCCCGAAACAGGCAGCAUGGCGUCGGAAACAGCCUUCCCCCGGCUGCCGCCGUCGGGCAUCAAGGUCAUCAUCGUGGGCGCGGGCUUCGGCGGGCUCGCGGCGGCCAUCGAGUGCGACCGCAAGGGCCACGCGGUGACGGUGUUUGAGAAGAUGGCCGACGUGGAGGAGGGCCAGCGGGUGGGCGACAUCAUCAGCUUCGACGCCAACGGCAGCAACGUCUUUGCGCGCUGGCCGGGCGUCGUCGACGAGCUGCUCGCCAUGUCGCGCGACACGGACCACCUGGACCUGCACGACUGGCGCGGCGAGCUCGUGACGCGCCAGUCCUUCGCCGGCGAGCGCGCGUGGGGCCACCGCAUCAACGGCCACCGCGGCCAGAUGCACGCCGUGCUCUGGCGCCACGCCCUGGCCCGCGGCAUCGACGUGCGCCUGGGCCGCCGCGUGACCGACUACUUCGAGACGGCCGCGGGCGCCGCCGGCGUCGAGCUCGACGGCGGGCCCGAGCGCCACGAGGCCGACGUCGUGCUGGCCGCCGAGGGCGUGCGCUCGCGCGGCCGCCGCAUCGUGCUCGGCUCCGACGACAACCCAAAGUCGUCGGGCUACGCCGUCUACCGCGCCUGGUUCCCCUCGGACCGCGUGGUCGGCAACCCGGCCAUCGCGCACUUUGCCGCGCCGCCCGGCGGCGGCGACAUCCACCACGGCUUCAUCGGGCCCGACAUACACUUCCUGGCCUCGUCCAUCGCCGGCGGCAAGGAGGUCAACUGGGUCUUCACCCACCUCGACGACGGCAACAUCGAAGAGAGCUGGUCGUUCCCGGGCAGGGUGCCCGAGGCGCUGGCCUACCUGGACGGCUGGUGCGACGUGGUGCGCGAGCUCGUCAAGGCCACGCCCGACGGCCGCCUGAUCGACCACAAGCUCGUGUUCCGCGACCCGCUCCCGACCUUUGUCUCGCCGGGCGGGCGCAUCGCCCUGCUCGGCGACGCCGCCCACCCGUUCCUGCCCACGUCCAUCCAGGGCGCCAGCCAGUCCAUGGAGGACGGCGCGACCCUGGCCGUGUGCCUGGAGCGGGCCGGCAAGGGGCGCGUGCCCGAGGCCCUGCGUGCCUACGAGCGCAUCCGCUACGACCGCGUCCACGCCGCCCAGGCCACGGGCGUCGCCACCCGCGAGCGCUGGCACCGCGCCGACUGGGACGCCGUGCGCAGGGACCCCGAGUCGCUGCACCUCGUCCGCCACGAGUGGCUGCUCAACUUCAACGCCGAGGACCACGCCUACAAGGUCUACGACGAGGUUGUCGCCGGGCUGAACGCCGAGGCCGCCGCCAAGGCCCACGGGGACGGCGCCUCGGGCCAUGUCCCGCUCGCAAAUCCGGGGACGGCCACGACCGCGGCGGCUGCAGCUUAGGACAGACAGCGCCCAUGACCGCGAGAGGACGUUUGUGUGAAGAGUGAAGAUUUACAUGAUGAGUAGAAUAGACCCCUGAAAGCAAAAUUUUCACAAGGAACCCGAUAUCAAUCAUGCACCACAGAGUUCUCGCUCAUGUAUCACGAGCCGGUCCGA